UUCGCGCAUGCGCAGUGAAAGACGCUGAGUGAGGCGGGGCGGUUGCUGUGUCUGCUUCUAGUUCCCGCCCAGCAGUGUCCGCCCCUUGACUGUGAAAGCGGCCGCUGGGCAUUGUGGGAGAGGCUCAGGCGGUAAAAUGGAGGAUUUAGCAAACGAAGACAAGCCAGCCAUAGCACCUCCCGUAUUUGUGUUUCAAAAGGACAAAGGCCAGAAGAGGUCUGCUGACGGAUCAAGUCCUGAACAAGGUGAAGAUUCUGACAGAGAGGAUGGAGGUUACUGUCCGCCUCCAAAAAGAGAACGUACAUCAUCUUUUUCUCAGUUUCCUCCUUCUCAGUCUGUGACGAAGAAUAAUGUCUUUAUGCCAUCCAGCUUUUGUCAGCCUUCCACAGGGAACUCUGACUCUGAACCAGAGGAAAAAUCUACUGGAUUCAGACUUAAACCCCCCACACUUAUUCAUGGACAGGCCCCAAGUGCAGGACUCCCCAGCCAUAAACCCAAGGAACAGCAACGCAGUGUGCUACGUCCAGCAGUGUUACAAGCACCUCAACCGAAGAAUUUUUCCACACCAUUUAUCGGCAGUGGAACUAAUGGCAUCAGUUUGUCCUCUGAACCAUGUGGUUCAUCUAAUACAAUUUCUACAAGCCCAGAUGCCCCAACACUUACCUCUGAUAACGCCAGCGAUGCUCAGCCAGAGUUGACUACUAGUAAAUUUGGUGUUCCUGACAGUUCAGAGAGGGUAGAACAGAAUUCUCAAACCUUUCUAUUUGGUCAGAAUCUUCGUGACAGAGUAAAGCUUGGACUUGAAAGUAAAGAUUCUCUUGAUGUUGAAAAUCCUGGGCCACAAAGUGCAGAUGCUCCAGCACAGACAAAUUACUUUCUGCAGUACAUUAGCUCCAGCCAUGAAAAUUCAGUGCACAAGGCAGAAGCAGCCUGUAAUAAAUUUGUAUUUGGGCAAAAUAUGAUUGAAAGAGUUUUGAGUCCUCCCAGAGCUGAAGCAAGUUCUGACAGCAAUAAGGAGAAUGCUGGAGAAUCUGGAGCUGAAGGAUCUUCAUUGGAAAAUACACCAGAAAAAUCUAACAACAUCUCGGAGUCACUGGCAGAAUCUGCAGCUGCUUACACAAAGGCCACAGCAAAAAGAUGUCUACUGGAGAAAGUGGAGGUUAUUACUGGAGAAGAAGCCGAGAGCAAUGUACUGCAGAUUCAGUGCAAGUUAUUUGUGUUUGAUAAAAUUUCUCAAUCUUGGGUAGAGAGAGGCAGAGGUCUUUUACGGCUCAAUGACAUGGCUUCUACCGAAGAUGGCACUUUGCAGUCCAGACUUGUUAUGCGCACACAGGGAAGUUUGCGACUAAUCCUCAACACUAAGCUCUGGGCACAAAUGCAGAUAGAUAAAGCCAGCGAGAAAAGCAUUCGAAUUACUGCAAUGGACACAGAGGACCAGGGUGUAAAAGUCUUUCUCAUAUCUGCAAGUUCUAAAGACACAGGGCAACUGUUUGCUGCAAUUCACCACCGUAUCCUUGCCCUUCGGAGCCGUGUAGAGCAAGAGAAUGAGGUGAAGUGUCCGGAACCAGCCAGGGAGGUCACCCAAUCCAAUGAGGAAGACAGUGAUGAUGAUGUCCUUACCCCUGCAGUAGCAGCUACAAGUGCACCUAGUGACGAAGGAGACAAGCCACCUGUAUCCAGUACAUAGCAGACACUUACCUCGUUCACAGAAAGAUGGUUGUCCUCACCUGGCAGGGUGACAAUCAACAGAUGCCCCCUAUUUGUAUGCCUCAUGGAAUAUUUAAGACCGGCUACCCAUAACAAAGCUGGACUGAGGACACAGACUUUACCCCCUUUACCAAUGAACUGUUCUAUCUUUUUGUUCACUUUAAGUAAACCAGAAAAAUACAUUGGGUCCCUAUAUAUAUUUUUUUUUAAUAGUGUUUUGGAGGGGAUCAGGGAGGUAUCCAACCUAUACAGUAUAAAAUGCUUGAGAAUAAACAGUUCAUCAUAUUGAUGAGCUGUGUGAAAUCCUGUUUUUCUCCCCUCUUCUAUUAACUGCUGUGCAAUUUGCAUUGCUUUUCCAAAAUGUAAUUUUGUUUUAUUUGCAUCAGUUUUAGUUUCUUUCUCAUUGCCAACCCCCUCAAUGUACAUAUUAUGUCCUCCGGUCGUUGGUUGCUUUUACAUUGGAAUUCCAGUCCUGUACAGGAACAAAGCAAUUAAUGAACAUGUACAGGAACUCUUUGCCUGACCCAUUCACAUCUAAAUACCAUGAAGUGGAUGUCUUUCACAUUGGAAAUUAACUUCAAUAACUUUAAAGUUUUACAACGCUCUUAAAAUAAGAGCCUCUUUUUUUCUUCAGGACUUCGUCAGUCAAAUGAAAAAAGUCUCAUACUGUUUUAAUUUCCCUUUUUCCUUUUUAGUAACUUUUCAGUUUUUUUUGUUUUGUUUUUUACCAUUAGUUUGACAUUAAUAUGCUUUUUUGUGUGCUGAAUAAGUGAAAUGUUAUUUUUUGUAUCCAUAUUUAAGGGAAAGAGUUAAGGAAUACUGUA
Molecule: messenger RNA, 2531 nt
Organism: Hyla sarda
Lineage: Eukaryota; Metazoa; Chordata; Amphibia; Anura; Hylidae
Gene: RANBP3
Product: RAN binding protein 3
Exons: 17
Coding region: 137-1687 (516 amino acids)
Biological process (GO): protein export from nucleus
Cellular component (GO): cytoplasm; nuclear pore
Molecular function (GO): GTPase activator activity
Source: RefSeq, a predicted model, not a curated record